GUUAAAGUAAAAGUGAGCUCUUCGGUUUAUGUGGAGAGAAAUAUAAAGUUUUCUACAAAAUCACGUUAGUUAUUUUAGUGUGAUGGAGGGUACAAGACCAGAUUCACCUGAACCCAGCUGUGUCUCCAUGAAAAGCGACUGGUCAAUAGGACUACCAAUUACCUUUAAAGAUGGAGGAUGUUUUCCUGAUCUGAGUAUGAUGGAGGGUACGAGACCAGAUUCACCUGAACCCAGCUGUGUCUCCAUGAAGAGCGACUGGUCAAUAGGACUUCCAAUUACCUUUAAAGAUGGAGGAUGUUUUCCUGAUCUGAGUGUGAUGAAGGGUAAGAGACAAGAUUCACCUGAACCCAGCUGUGUCUCCAUGAAGAGCGACCAGUCAAUGGGAAUGCCAAUUCAUUUUAAAGAUGGAGGAUGUUCUACUGAUCUGAGACCACAAAAGAAGAAAUUAAAUGUUACUUACAGAGAUCAGUUGGAAUCCAUAUUUAAGGAACUGGAGGUUAAAGUCAUCAACAUGUUAAAGAAUGAGCUAAACAAGUUCAAAAAGCUACUGAAUGAAGAUUACCCAGCAUGCUCUGAGCAGGAGGUGAAUGACGAGAAAGAUCUAAGUAGUUUCAGAGAGGGGGCGCUAAAGAUCACACUGAAUGUUCUCAAGAUCAUGAACAAGACAGACCUCGCUAACACCCUGCAGAGGAAACUGGUCUCUGUAUAUCAGAAAAAACUCAAAUCAAACCUGAGUGAGAAAUUUAAAAGAAUCAAUGAAGGAAUCUCCCAGCAUGGAAGCUCAGCACUUCUGAAUAAGAUCUUCACAGAGCUCUACAUCACAGAGGGUUGGAGUGGAGACAUCAAUAAUGAACAUGAGGUCAGACAGAUUGAAGCAGCAUCCAGAAGACCAGCAGCACAGGAAAUUCCCAUCAAAUGUAACAACCUCUUUACAAACUCGUCCACCAGAACUGUGCUGACUAAAGGAAUCGCUGGAAUUGGAAAAACAGUCUCAGUGCAGAAGUUCAUUCUGGACUGGGCUGAAGGAAAAGCAAAUCAGGACAUCACCUUCAUAUUUCCACUUCCUUUUAGAGAGCUGAACUUGAUGAAGCAGGACAAUCUCAGUCUGAUGGAACUUCUUCAUCAGUUUUUCCCAGAAGUGAAAGGUCUGCCAUCAUUAGACUGUGAUAUUUAUAAAGUUUUCUUCAUCUUUGAUGGUCUGGAUGAGUGUCGACCUCCUCUAGGUUUUCAAAAUAAUGAGCGAUUGUGUAACAUAACGGAGUCAGUAAAAAUGGAUAUGCUGCUGACAAACCUCAUCAAGGGGAACCUGCUUCCCUCUGCUCACCUCUGGAUCACCACUCGACCAGGAGCAGCCAAUCAGAUCCCUCCUGAGUGUGUAGACCAGGUAACAGAGGUACGAGGGUUCAGUGACCCUCAGAAAGAGGAGUACUUCAGGAAGAGGAUCAGUGAUGAGAACCUGGCUAGUAAAAUCAUCACUCACAUGAAGUCAUCCAGAAGUCUCUACAUCAUGUGUCACAUUCCAGUCUUCUGCUGGAUCUCAGUCUCUGUUCUAGAGAGAAUUCUGGAUAGAGCCGAGGGGAAAGAGAUCCCCAAAACUCUGACUCAAAUGUUCACUUACUUUCUGAUCUUUCAGAUCAAACACAAGGAACAAAAGUAUAAUGGGAAAUCUGACCCUGAUCCACACCAGACCAGAGAGAUGAUACUGGCACUGGGAAAACUGGCCUCCCAACAGCUGGAGAAAGGAAACCUGAUCUUCUAUGAGGAAGACCUGACAGAGUGUGGCAUUGAUGUCAAAAACACAUCAGUGUACUCAGGAGUCUGCACCCAAAUCUUUAGAGAGGAGGCUGGACUGCACCUGGGUCAGGUCUUCAGCUUUGUGCACCUGAGUGUUCAGGAGUUUCUGGCUGCUUUAUAUGAAUUUCUCACCCUUAUCAACAAAAACAGAAAAAACACUGAAUUUCUGAAGAGUGCAGUGGACAAGGCCUUACAGAGUAAGAAUGGACACCUGGAUCUUUUCCUCCGCUUCCUUUUGGGUCUCUCACUGGAGUCCAAUCAGACUCUCUUACGAGGCCUACUGCCACAAACAGGAAGUAGCUCUUAUAACAAAGAAGAAACAGUCAGGUACAUCAAGGAGAAGAUCAGUGAGAAUCUCUCUCCAGAGAAAUCCAUCAAUCUGUUCCACUGUCUGAAUGAACUGAACGAUGAUUCUCUAGUGAAGGAAGUCCAAAAAUACCUGAACAGAAGAGGUUCUCUUCAUCAUGAUAGACACCAUCUGUCUCCUGCUCAGUGGUCGGCUCUGGUGUUUGUGUUGCUGAACUCAGAUCAGGAGCUGGAUGAGUUUAAUUUGAGUAAAUAUUAUCCAUCACAUGAAGGUCUUCUGAAGCUGCUGCCAGUGGUGAAAGAAUCAAGAAAAGCUGAGUUGGAUGGUUGUGAUCUAACAGAGGAAAGUUGUGAAGUUCUGUCCUCAGUUCUCAGUUUAAACUCCUCCAGUCUGAAACAUCUGAACCUGAGUUACAAUAACCUGAAGGAUUUAGGAGUGAAGCUGCUCUCUGCUGGACUGGAGAAUCCACACUGUAAACUGGAGAUACUGAGGUUGUGGAGUUGUAAUCUAACAGAGGAAAGUUGUGAAGUUCUGUCCUCAGUUCUCAGUUUAAACUCCUCCAGUCUGAAACAUCUAAACCUGAAUAACAAUAACCUGAAGGAUUCAGGAGUGAAGCUGCUCUCUGCUGGACUGAAGAAUCCACACUGUAAACUGGAGAUACUGAAGUUGUUUGGUUGUAAUCUAACAGAGGAAAGUUGUGAAGUUCUGUCCUCAGUUCUCAGUUUAAACUCCUCCAGUCUGAAACAUCUGAUCCUGAGUUACAAUAAACUGAAGGAUUCAGGAGUGAAGCUGCUCUCUGCUGGACUGGAGAAUCCACACUGUAAACUGGAGAUACUGGGGUUGAGGAGCUGCAGUAUUACAGAUGAAGGUUUUACUGCUCUGGGUUCAGCUCUGAAAUCAAAUCCAUCAUCACGUCUGAGAGAACUGAAUCUGGACUUCAAUCAUUCAGGAGAAUCAGGAGUAAAACUGCUCAAAGAUCUACAGGAGGAUCCACAAUGUAACCUGAAGGAACUACAGUUCUGAUUCUAACACACAUUGAAUUAUGAGAUGAAGAUGAUGAGCAGUGGAGAUAAACACCCAUCUACUCUUCACACUGGGAUUCUACAUGGUGACACUUUGUUUAGCUUCCUACUGCUCAAAUCUGUAAACAUGCUUUUUGUACAAGAAGGUGUGCUCCUCUCAUGACAUCACUUCCUGUACAAGAUCAAUACUCAUAAACCCACUCUGAAGUGCUGAUGGACUAAUAAUAAUAAUAAUAUCUAUUAUACAUUAUUUUAAUUAUUAUUAUAAUUAAUUUUUUUGGGAAAUAAAUUUAUUUUUGCAUUUGUCACUUGUAUGUAU
This is a messenger RNA of Trichomycterus rosablanca, 3442 nucleotides long. Its product is annotated as NACHT, LRR and PYD domains-containing protein 3-like. Lineage: Eukaryota; Metazoa; Chordata; Actinopteri; Siluriformes; Trichomycteridae. Gene Ontology annotation, molecular function: protein binding. The coding region runs from base 83 to 3124 and encodes 1013 amino acids. The transcript is spliced from 12 exons. Gene Ontology annotation, biological process: intracellular signal transduction. The record is from RefSeq and is a predicted model, not a curated record.